ACCUUUUUAGGAGCGAUGGGUAUGGUCGGUGGUAGCAACUUUAUAUUUCCACGUUUUUAUCGUCAUACAUUCGCAAUUGCGGUAGACACAUUCGAAGAUGCAACAAUAAUAAGAAUAUUUACAACAAUAGGCAAUUGGCAUUUCGCCAAAGAUUAUCCAGAUAAAGUAGCAAUACUUGCCAGAGGAUUGGCAGAAGCGAUGACCAACGUUUAUCGAGAGGCUAUUAGAGUUUUCCUGCCAACUCCAGCAAAAUCUCAUUAUACAUUUUCACUACGUGACAUCACUCGUGUCUUCCAGGGUAUUGUCAAAGUGCCAGCGAAACGUUUGCCUGAUGUUGAGAAGUUAGGACGAUUGUGGGUUCAUGAAACUUAUCGUGUAUUUUAUGACCG
This is a messenger RNA of Teleopsis dalmanni, 389 nucleotides long. Its product is annotated as dynein heavy chain 3, axonemal-like. Gene Ontology annotation, biological process: microtubule-based movement. Lineage: Eukaryota; Metazoa; Arthropoda; Insecta; Diptera; Diopsidae. The transcript has 2 exons. Gene Ontology annotation, molecular function: minus-end-directed microtubule motor activity; dynein intermediate chain binding; dynein light intermediate chain binding. Gene Ontology annotation, cellular component: dynein complex. The annotation marks the transcript as partial. The record is from RefSeq and is a predicted model, not a curated record.